AGAAACGGAAAAUUAAUUAAUACAUAAACAUAGUCCUUUUCCACUUUUUGGUCUUUGGAUGGCGUCUUUGUUUUUAAGUAAUAAUCGGUGUAACAGUGUGUUAAAAUAACAAGACCAACUUUUGAUAAGUUUCCUAAGAAGUUUCAAUUAUAAAUGACAAUUUUUUCAGUGAAAUUCAACAAAAAUGUAUUAUUGUUAUUGUAAUUAACUAAAUGAAUCUGCAAUACCGGCAAUGGCUUUGUGGCAGAAUGCGUCGUCCGUCAUAUGGAGAUUAGACGACACAGCGAAAAUUACGUGUUUCAUAGAAAAUGCUCAAAACAUUAACAAACACACCGAAUACAUAAUUAGGGUUCAAAGAGGCCCCAUCAAAGAAAAUAUGUGGAAUGUAUCUCGUAGAUAUAGUGAUUUUGCAUCGCUACACUCAUUACUGCUGAAAUCCAAUAUAGAUUUGCCUCUCCCACCUAAAAAACUCAUAGGAAAUAUGCAGCCUUCAUUUAUCGCAGAAAGACAAGUGGCUUUGCAGAACUAUUUAAAUGAAGUGCUGAAACAUCAGAUAUUAGCAUUGUCAUUGGCAGUGAGAAGUUUUCUAGAUCCAAACAACUAUUCAUUAGCCAUCUCAGAGCAAUCUCUGCAGACCGUGUCAAUAGCCUUGAGGGGAGACUUGCGUUAUGAACUAAAAGGACCCAUUGCCGAUAUUGGAUGGAGAAUAAGGAAACAUUAUUUUUUGAUGUCCGAUAUUAGUAGCAAGACUAAUUGCUUACUUUCGUAUCAGCACUACGGACCGGAUAGAUAUCUCUGCGAUAAAGACUUACAGAUUGCCUUCAAGAGCCUACAAAAUCUUUCGCACCCGUAUAUAGACCAAAUAUUAGCUAUACAUAAUUUAGAAAAUGGUGCCUACGUUAUUCGAAGGAUACACGAGAGCGGAAGUCUGAGAGAUAUAUUAUACGGUACCGAAUACAGUAAACAUUAUUUAAUGAAGUAUGGCAACCCGAAAAUAAGGAAACCAUUCACGACCGGACAAAUCGCACACUAUGGUUAUCAGAUAUUGCAAGCAAUAAAGUUUCUACACGAAAAAGGUCUACCACACGGUCACAUCCAUCCCGGCAACAUCGCAAUAGAGAACCAAAGAGCUCUGCUAAUGGAGGUCGAGAAUUUUGUUAUCGGCGUGCCCUGUCUCUACCGACCCUAUUUACUCGAACUGCGGAGGGUAACGACCCCCGAAGACAUCGAUUUAUACUGCUUCGGCAGAACCUUGUACGAGAUGACGUUCGCCAACGCACCGGAGGACCCCCACUGCGAUUACUUCCCCGACGGAAUCAAUAUGGAUUUAGAGUCAGUAUUACACAUGUGCCUUUCAAGUCACGCUUGCAAGCACGGCAUGCCGACAGUAGACAGUCUACUCCGGCACCCGUUCUUCUGCCAAGCGCCCCUCAACGGCCUCACGGUGGCGCCGCGCGACGAGAAGAUCCACCUCAAGUUCCCCAUACAGCUGAAGGAAGAGUUGAAGGCCGCCGUCUCUAGCGCUGAAGCGAGAUUAAAACGAGAACAGAAACUGGUGCGAAGCGCAAAGAGAGAAGUCAGGAUCCAAGAAAUACUCUCUUCAGAAGAGGAAAUGAAGAAACAGAAAAAAAGAAUGAAAAAGCGCGAGAGCAUCUGGAAGUCGACGUCGUCGCUGGCGGACACGGUGCGGAGCGCCAGCACGGCCUCGUCCCCCUCGCCGCCCGCGCCCCGCGAGCGCACCCCGCCGCCCCCGCCACAAGGCGCAGACAUGGGUGCCGCGGAGGGAGCGCCGCCCCCCGCCGGCCGCUCCGCGCUGCUGCACGCCAUCUGCGCCUUCGACAAGUCCAGACUCGCUCGCGUAUCGACUCGGUGAGACGACGCAUCGAUAUCGAGUUAUCGAUUUUAUAUUGGGGAGCUGAAAUUAAACUUACAAACGGUGUGUUAUACCUAACUCAAUAUUAACACAUUCACUGCCAUGUAGUUCACCGGUGUCCUACGCGGCGCACUGAUGUAAUUAUGUCGAUUUCUGUUACUAAGCGCCUGGAUUGCUUGUCGUCGCCUUCUUUUGUUUGUUAAUGUAUAUUUUAGUCUUUUAGGUGUCUUAUAAAUAGAUUCAUUGUCAGUAUCUUUGGAUUCGUCUUUCCCAGAGUCUACCAGAUAUUCCGGCGCUUUAGUAAGAAGAACAAAGAGAGUAAUCUACAUAAAUAUUUCAGUGCGGCGCAAAGGGCACCGGUGACCUACAUGGCAGUCAACGUGUUAAAUAUAGUCGAUAUUUAAACUGUUUGUCUGUUAAUGCCCCUAAACUAGUUCAGAGUGACAGCCAAAAUAAUUGCGAUCGACAAAAUGUAUUUCAGUAAUAUAUUGUCGUGUUAAUAUAGUGUUUAAUCAGCUAACCAGCGCGUCCGUGGUUUCGGGAGGCCCGAUGUGACGUCGACACUAAAAUCCUGUGUUGCUAUUCGUAGAACAUUGUUUUUUCUCCUUUGAGAACGACCCGUUGCAUCCUAAAAAUCUCUGAAUCUAACAUUCUCUUGGGUUUGCGCGAGUCGUAGAUAUAAUUAAAAGUACUUUUAUAGUUCAAUCUCGCAUUAUCUAUUCAAAUGUCUACGAAUAAGAGUUUUAACCUCAACUGUCCACGACUACGAAAACUGUAUUAUAGUAGUAUAUAUAAUAUGUAAUAGUAUUCCAAACGUCGGUAGUAAUAAAUGUAAUGGCAAUUUAAAAAAAAAGUGAGAUUAAAUCAUAAAAGUCGAUAGGUGACGCUAAAUAAAUGAGAUUAAAUCAUAAAAUUCGAUAAUUUUAUGAAUACACAUUUUUUUUACUGACAGUCCAUGCACUUUUGUAGCCCACUGUACAAGUUUACUCUUGUUAAUGCUAGUGUUAGCAAACUUUCUCAGGCUGAGCCCUUGAGCUCACUUACUCGUCCGGGAGUAGCUGGAAUAACCUCUCAGGCUACCAGUGAAUAGGUAGGGAAAAAAUAAUGUACAAAUUAAAUGCGUUGCAUAUGAAUAUCCGUUUUCAGUUAUGUUUAGCUACGAUUAAAAAAUAAUUAUUUCAAGUAAUUCCGAUUAGUGUAGUCUAGUUUCGUUGAGAUAUAAAUUCUAAGGUCUCAGUAUAGUUACAACGGCUGCCCCAUCCUUCAAAUCGAAACGCAUUGCUGCUUCAGAAAUAGGUG
Messenger RNA from Bombyx mandarina (wild silkworm), 3172 nucleotides. Its product is annotated as PX domain-containing protein kinase-like protein. The record is from RefSeq and is a predicted model, not a curated record. Gene Ontology annotation, biological process: negative regulation of ATP-dependent activity; endosome to lysosome transport; negative regulation of monoatomic ion transport. NCBI's taxonomy places the organism in Eukaryota, Metazoa, Arthropoda, Insecta, Lepidoptera, Bombycidae. Gene Ontology annotation, cellular component: plasma membrane; late endosome; early endosome. Gene Ontology annotation, molecular function: ATP binding; phosphatidylinositol binding; protein kinase activity.